AUGACUGCGGUACGUGUUGGUGUGCGUCGGUACGUUCGGAGUGCGCUGGAGGAGUGUCGGUUGCGUGGGCUCGUGGCACAGGUGUCCGCUCGCGAGGAGGUGCUUCUGGAGAACGUGAGACGGCGACCACAGAUGGUAAAGUUGUACUGUGGGGUGGACCCGACGGCGCGGUCCGUUCAUUUGGGGAACCUCGUGCCUCUCAUGGUACUGUUGAACUUCUACGUGCGCGGUUCUCCCGUGGUGAACAUCGUCGGCGGUGCGACGGGGAAAGUCGGUGACCCAAGUGGGAGGACCACGGAGCGGUCCGCGAUGAGCAGUUCUGUACGGGAGGACAACGUAUCUGCGAUUUCGCAGCAAUUGAAGACGUUCUUCAAGCGUGGGGCAGAAUACUAUGCCAAGCGACAGGGCCUACAGGGAGCCCUGAAGGGAGUGCCCGCGGGACACACCGUCGUGAACAAUCUGACUUGGUGGCAGGACGUCAACAUGCUGGACUUCCUCGCACGGUACGGGGGACACAUCCGUGUCCAGGCGAUGCUCGCAAGGGACAGCGUCUCGUCGAGGCUCGCGCAGCCGCAGACAGGGCUCGGAUUCAACGAGUUCACGUAUCAGAUCCUACAGGCGUACGACUUCUACCACUUGUACACGGAACAAGGUGUGUCCGUGCAAGUCGGCGGGAACGACCAGUGGGGGAACAUCACCGCUGGGAUCGAUCUCAUCGAACGUGUCCGUGCGGAGACCGCGCGUGGAGAGAGCAAGAAGGCUACGAGUUUGCCAGCAACGGCGAUUACUUGCCCACUCCUCACGACAAGUUCGGGGCAAAAGUUCGGGAAGAGCGCAGGGAACGCAGUGUUCAUCGACAAGAGCAUCAACACCCCGUACGACAUUUACCAGUUCUUCUACAACACUGAGGACGCGGAUGUCGAACGGUUUCUCAAGAUCUUCACGCUGCUCCCACUGGAGCAGAUCGCCACGGUCAUGGCCACGCACCGUGCGUCCGCCCACGGCGCGAAUCGGACAGACCACGCUGGCGUACGAGGCUACGGAACUGAUCCAGUGGGGUUGAGGACGCGACGGGACGCACAGAUGGUUUCUGAUAUCGUAUUCGGCAAGGGCCAGGGGGCCGCCGCGGAGAACAGAGACCUCUCCCUUUUGUUCAAGAAGGCUGGGAUCCUCACAGAAGUUCCCCGGGACCGUGCGACGCCAUUAGAGCUCGUCACACGAGUAUUACAGUGUUCCAAGACCGAGGCGAAGCGGAAACUCGACCAGGGAGCCGUUUACUGGGGGCCCGGCAGGCUCGCGCUCCCCCCCACUUCAGCACACGAUGCAAUUGACUGGGAUGAACACCUGCUGAACCCACAGGUGCUCCUAGUCCGCGUGGGCAAGCAACGGUGCUUCCCUGUCAAGUUGGUGUAA
Huiozyma naganishii CBS 8797 is the source of this 1413-nucleotide messenger RNA. It is a transcript of the gene MSY1, whose product is annotated as tyrosine--tRNA ligase MSY1. Gene Ontology annotation, biological process: tyrosyl-tRNA aminoacylation. Lineage: Eukaryota; Fungi; Ascomycota; Saccharomycetes; Saccharomycetales; Saccharomycetaceae. The record is from RefSeq and is a predicted model, not a curated record. Gene Ontology annotation, molecular function: tyrosine-tRNA ligase activity; ATP binding. Gene Ontology annotation, cellular component: mitochondrion; cytosol. Bases 1 to 1413 code for a protein of 470 amino acids. The transcript has a single exon.